AUGGUUGCUCGGGAAGGCCUGGAGUUCGGUCCAGCCUUCCAGCACAUGCAGGAGAUCUACACCCCCGCAGCAAAGGGGACUCUCUACGCCGAAGUGUGUACACGGACACUUACCCCGGUCAUCGAAGGUACCGCACAAUUGCAUCCGCGCUACAUAUUGCAUCCUACACUCGAAGGCGCCAUGCUUCAGGUCUCUUUGGUCGCGUGCAUCGGUGGCUCCUUCCUGUCUGUAGUUGCCAGGGUGCCCACCAGACUUGGAAACGUGAGCAUUCGCUCGUCCAGAGCAUCGCAAGACGGCGGCGUCAUCCGGUCGACCUCCAAAGUAAGCGGGUUGAGCACUCAGCAGGCGGAUACUGCGUUCGGACGAGAUACGAUACCCUAUAUCACCAGUAAUCUGGAGACCGUCUGCUUAACAGCAGCGCUCGAACAUGCCAUCUCAGUGUCGCACUUUGGGUGUUUUGGCCACUGGGCACAUCUCCUAGCUGCUAUCGAUCUGGUAGUGCAUAAGAACCCCGACUCGCAUAUCCUGUGUCUCUCAACAGACUUGGCCCUUAUAACCGUGCUAUUGACAGAGGUCCUGGAUGCUUCAAGCCUUCACAGACGAUUCAAUUCGUUUUUCCUAGGCAGAGUGGUCUCGAAUGGGGUGCUAGAGGUUGCAGAAGUCCGGGGCCAUAGUGUGCCCUUGGGUCUCAAGACGCUAAAAUAUGACAAGCCGGUAUCUGGCAUUGAAUUCUCACUCGUGAUCCUUGGGUCUGAUGGGGUGAUAUUGGAUAAGACGCCGGCCUCUUACACAAGUGCUGGUACUACAUUCUUACUUGCGCCCUCUCUCGACGAUGGCAGUGAGCUGAUGCGGGACCGGUUCUCAGUGCUACGGUCUCACUCAAAUUCCGGUCAUAACGUGCAAUUGUUCGUUCCUGAACCCCACGUUCUUGUCCUGCGAUCGGUUCCUGUGCCAUUGUUCAGCAAUACCAUCGUUAUCGGCCAAUCCGCCGCAAGUCCAGUAGAAGAAGCCCUAGCUCACUACCUACGCACCGAUUUUCACACGUCAACAAAUUACAUAGCCCUACCAGAUCUUACUCAUUGCCAUAUUCCCCCCAGAACACUAGUCAUCUCCACACUCGAGAUUGAAGAUUCGCUCCUCUCCAACCCGAGUCCCGAACACUUCGACGCUGCAAAGAGGAAAAUUGAGCAAGCAAGCCAUAUCGUCUGGCUAUACGGGAUGUGA
Messenger RNA from Aspergillus calidoustus, 1224 nucleotides. Lineage: Eukaryota; Fungi; Ascomycota; Eurotiomycetes; Eurotiales; Aspergillaceae. The record is from the annotation of a GenBank genome assembly.